UCAUGCUUUUCCUAAAUUUAGAUAGUAAUAAUUUGAUGUUUGUUAUAACUAAUUAAAAAAUUUUAUUUAAAGUGUUUAACUUGAUGUUAGUUAAAUAUGUCAAAUGAGGAGUUAGCACCAAAAAGUCGUACACCCAGUAUUUCAGAGACAAACAACAAGCAUGGUGCGCAAAUAAAGAAGUCUUCAUCCCAAGAGUUACAGAAACUCAAUGAAACAAUAAAAGCCAAAUGGAAAAAUUGGUGGAUCCGCAGUUUUUUUACUAUUGUGAUGAUUAGUGGGUUUUAUGUAAUUAUUAUUUGUGGUCCCCCUGCAAUUAUACUGCUCGUAAUAUCACUGCAAGUCAAAUGCUACCAUGAAAUUAUAUCUGUAGGAAAUUUACACUUCAAAAAAUAUAAUCUACCUUGGUUUCGAACUCUUAGUUGGUAUUUCUUAGGCUCUACAAAUUACUUUUUUUAUGGACAACUUAUAACUGAGUACUUUGCAGAGUUUAUGCAGAAAAGGGACUUGUUUAUGUUUCUGCUUCAACAUCAUAGGCUGAUAUCUUUUCUUCUCUACACAACAGGUAUUAUGCUGUUUGUUCUGAGUUUGAGAAAAAAUUAUUACAAGGUUCAGUUUGCAUUGUUUGGUUGGUAUCAACUCACUCUACUUAUUAUUCUUACUCCUGGGCACCUCAUUACACAAAAUUUAAUGACAGGACUUAUAUGGUUUUUACUUCCUGUUUCACUAGUCAUCUGCAACGAUAUAAUGGCAUAUGUUUUUGGUUUUUUUUUUGGGAAAACACAGCUAAUUAAGUUGUCUCCAAAAAAGACUUGGGAAGGUUUUAUUGGUGGAUGGUUUUCAACUGUUGUUUUUGGAUUAGUGGUUUCAGAACUGAUGUGCAAUUAUCAAUAUUUCUACUGUCCACCACAGUUUGAAUCAAGCUCUUUGGCAGCCACCAUGGAUUGCUCUCCUUCUCCUAUGUUUCAGCUUUCAUAUCAAUUUACUCCUCACCCAUCAGCUCUUCAAGUUUUCAACUCAAUGCCUGCUAGUUUUCAAGAUGGACUGUCAAAUAUUUUAGCUGUGUUGGGCAUGCAUUUAGCAGCAAAUAAUACUGAAGUUUGGAUGUAUCCCAUGAUGUACCAUGGAAUUGUGUUAGCAACAUUUAGUUCUCUCAUUGCUCCAUUUGGUGGAUUUUUUGCAAGUGGAUUUAAAAGAGCAUUUAAAAUUAAGGAUUUUUCAGACACUAUACCAGGCCAUGGGGGUAUUAUGGACAGAUUUGACUGUCAAUUUUUGAUGGGCUGUUUUGUUAAUGUAUACAUUGCAAGUGUGGUCAGUGCUUACAAUCCCAACAAGCUUUUAAAACAAGUUCUCUUCAUGGAACCGCGCGACCAAGUGCAGUUUUAUCAUAAGCUUCGUGAUAUGUUGCAUGCUAACGGACUUAUUAAUCCAUAAAUAUAAUAAAAUAUAUUGGUUUGAUGUUUUUUUCGAAUCCACAAAGCAUUAAAUACUACGUCAGAAUAUAAGGAACACAUUUCAUGAUUUGUAAAAUAUUUGUAUAUAUAACAUCUAUUUGUUAACAUUUUUUAAUUUCUAUUUAUAGUAUAGGCAUUUUUUUAAUAUCAAUAUUGAAUUAAGGACUUUAAUGCGAGCAUAUGCUUUUGUAUUUUGCCUAUUCGAACAAAGUAAAAUCAUAUAAAUAUAAUACUAACCAAUCAUUCUUAGUAUAUUUUUGCUUUUGGUUGAAUUUUUUUUCCGGUCAUCCUUUUUAAUCCUUAUUCUAAAUAUUUUUGUUCUCCGAUCAUUUGCUCUUAUUUUAUUUCGCUUUAAGGUCCUACUGCUGUUAGCAGUAAAUACAAUGUUGUAUUAACUUGUUUUUGUUGUUUUAACACUGGUUUUAUUACCUCG
Molecule: messenger RNA, 1884 nt
Organism: Hydra vulgaris (swiftwater hydra)
Lineage: Eukaryota; Metazoa; Cnidaria; Hydrozoa; Anthoathecata; Hydridae
Product: phosphatidate cytidylyltransferase 1
Cellular component (GO): endoplasmic reticulum membrane
Molecular function (GO): phosphatidate cytidylyltransferase activity
Source: RefSeq, a predicted model, not a curated record